AUGACCAAAGACAGCACUCAAAACGCAAAGGACUUGUACCAUUUGUUAUCUCCAGAAGCUAAAUCGAGACAAAACUCACCGUUGAAAGAUGCCUUCAAGUACUUUAAAUUACCAAACAUGACAUUCUUGGGUGGAGGAUUACCCUUAUCUGACUAUUUCCCAUUCGACAGAGUUAGUGCCGACAUCCCAACUCCAUCUUUCCCCAAUGGUAUUGGAGCUCCAUUGACUAAUGAAAGUAAAACCACUAUCGAAGUGUUUAAGAAGGCUGACAAGAACCAACCAAACGAGAUUGAAUUGGCAAGAUCUUUGCAAUAUGGUUAUACCGAAGGUCAACCGGAAUUGACUGCCUUUUUGAAAGAGCACACGGAAAUGAUCCACAAGAUUCCAUACAAGGAUUGGGAUUUGGUUGCAUCUGUUGGGAACACCGAGUCUUGGGAUUCUACCUUGAGAACUUUCUGUACCAGAGGUGAUUCGAUUUUGGUUGAGGAAUACUCCUUUUCUUCGGCUUUGGAGACUGCCAAUGGCCAAGGUAUCAAUACCGUUCCUGUGCCAAUGGAUGACUAUGGUAUCAUCCCCAGCGGAUUGGACAGCUUGUUGGCUCAUUGGGUUGGUAACAAGCCAAAAUUGUUGUACACCAUUUCCACUGGCCAAAACCCAACUGGAUCAUCAUUGAGUGCCGAAAGAAGAAGACAAAUUUACGAAAUUGCUUGCAAGUACGACCUCAUUAUUGUUGAGGAUGAACCUUAUUACUUUUUGCAAAUGGAGACUUACACCAAGGACAAAAAGGCAAGAGAAGGCAAAACUGUUCACGAACAUAAGGAGUUUAUCGAAGCCUUGGUGCCAUCAUUCAUUUCAUUGGACACUGAAGGUAGAGUCAUCAGAUUGGAUUCAUUUUCCAAAGUGUUGGCGCCAGGUUUGAGAUUGGGAUGGAUUGUUGGCCAAGCAAAGUUGUUGGAAAGAUUUGUAAGAUUACAUGAAGUUUCCAUCCAAUGUCCUUCAGGUUUAACUCAAUCCAUGACAAAUGCAUUAUUGCAAAGUUGGGGACAAAAGGGAUACUUGGACUGGUUGAUUGGUUUAAGAGCUGAAUAUACUCACAAGAGAGAUGUUGCUAUUGACGCAUUGGAAGAGUAUUGUCCAAAAGAAGUUACCUCUUAUGUUCCACCAGUGGCUGGUAUGUUUUUCACUGUAAACAUUGACGCUUCAAAGCAUCCCAAGUUCCAUGAAUUGGGAGAAGAUCCAUUGAAAAUUGAAAAUUUGAUUUAUGAGCAGAGCAUAAAACAAGGCACAUUGAUGAUUCCUGGUUCGUGGUUCAAAUCUCAAGGUCAAUCAACUCCUCCACAAAAGAAUUUGCCACAAAAUCCUGCUGCAAAAACCCACAUUUUCUUUAGGGGCACUUAUGCAGCUGUUCCAUUGGAUCAAUUGGUUUUUGGAUUGCAAAAAUUCAGUAAGGCAGUUAAGAUUGAGUUUGGUUUGGAAUAG
Molecule: messenger RNA, 1479 nt
Organism: Lodderomyces theae
Lineage: Eukaryota; Fungi; Ascomycota; Pichiomycetes; Serinales; Debaryomycetaceae
Gene: ARO8
Product: bifunctional 2-aminoadipate transaminase/aromatic-amino-acid:2-oxoglutarate transaminase
Exons: 1
Coding region: 1-1479 (492 amino acids)
Biological process (GO): L-tyrosine biosynthetic process; aromatic amino acid catabolic process
Molecular function (GO): pyridoxal phosphate binding; aromatic-amino-acid:2-oxoglutarate transaminase activity; L-2-aminoadipate:2-oxoglutarate transaminase activity
Source: RefSeq, a predicted model, not a curated record